Ornithorhynchus anatinus (platypus) is the source of this 761-nucleotide messenger RNA. RefSeq names its product claudin 11 (gene CLDN11). The transcript has 3 exons. The coding region runs from base 51 to 674 and encodes 207 amino acids. Gene Ontology annotation, cellular component: plasma membrane; bicellular tight junction. Lineage: Eukaryota; Metazoa; Chordata; Mammalia; Monotremata; Ornithorhynchidae. Gene Ontology annotation, molecular function: structural molecule activity. The record is from RefSeq and is a predicted model, not a curated record. Gene Ontology annotation, biological process: bicellular tight junction assembly; cell adhesion.
AGGCGGGCGGCGCGGGGACGGGGACGGGGUCGGGGUCGGGGGCGGCCGCCAUGGUGGCCACCUGCCUGCAGCUGGUCGGCUUCGUCACCAGCUUCGUGGGCUGGAUCGGCAUCCUGGUGACCACGUCCACCAACGACUGGGUGGUCACCUGCGGCUACACCAUCACCACCUGCCGGAAGAUGGACGAGCUGGGCUCCAAGGGGCUCUGGGCCGACUGCGUCAUGGCCACCGGCCUCUACCACUGCAAGCCCCUCGUGGACAUCCUCAUCCUGCCAGGCUACGUGCAGGCGUGUCGGGCACUGAUGAUCGCGGCUUCCGUCCUGGGCCUUCCGGCCAUCCUGCUGCUGCUGACGGUCCUGCCCUGCAUCCGGAUGGGCCACGAGCCCGGCGCGGCCAAGUACCGACGCUCCCAGCUGGCCGGGAUCCUUCUCAUCCUCCUGGCCCUGUGCGCCAUCGUGGCCACCAUCUGGUUCCCCGUGUGCGCCCACCGCGAGACCACCAUCGUGAGCUUUGGCUACUCCCUGUACGCGGGCUGGAUCGGGGCCGCCCUCUGCCUCUUCGGCGGCUCCGUCAUCGUCUGCUGCGCCGGGGACGCCCAGUCGUUCGGGGAAAACCGUUUCUACUACGCCUCGGGCUCCAGCUCCCCGACCCACGCCAAGAGCGCCCACGUGUAAGAAGGCCACCAGACCUCUCCCAAGCCGCCCGCCUGAGGCUCUUCACCGCCGGACUUCUUCUUCUCCUUUUUUUUUUUUUUAAAAAUG